AUGGUGGCCACCUGCCUGCACCUGGCUGGAUUUGUCUGCAGUUUCAUAGGGUGGAUCGGGGUGGUGGUGGCAACCGCCACCAACGACUGGGUGGUGACGUGCGGCUACACCAUUACCACCUGCAGGAAAAUGGACGAGCUGGGGUCCAAGGGGCUGUGGGCAGACUGCGUCAUGGCGACAGGCCUCUAUCACUGCAAGCCCCUCGUGGACAUCCUCAUCCUGCCAGGGUACGUCCAAGCGUGUCGAGCACUGAUGAUCGCCGCCUCCGUCCUGGGCCUUCCUGCUAUCUUCCUGCUGAUAACGGUCUUGCCCUGCAUCCGCAUGGGCCACGAGCCCGGAGCCGCCAAGUACCGCCGCUCCCAGCUGGGAGGAAUCCUCAUCAUCCUCCUGGCCAUGUGCGGCGUCGUUGCCACCAUCUGGUUCCCCGUCUGCGCCCACCGCGAGACCACCAUCAUGAGCUUCGGCUACUCGCUGUACACGGGCUGGAUCGGCUCUGCCCUCUGCCUCUUCGGUGGCUGCGUCAUCGUCUGCUGCUCGGGGGACGCCCAGACCUUCGGCGAAAACCGCUUCUACUACGCCUCGGGCUCCAGCUCCCCGACCCACGCUAAGAGCGCCCACGUGUGA
This is a messenger RNA of Cygnus atratus (black swan), 624 nucleotides long. It is a transcript of the gene CLDN11, whose product is annotated as claudin 11. The coding region runs from base 1 to 624 and encodes 207 amino acids. Lineage: Eukaryota; Metazoa; Chordata; Aves; Anseriformes; Anatidae. Gene Ontology annotation, cellular component: plasma membrane; bicellular tight junction. Gene Ontology annotation, molecular function: structural molecule activity. Gene Ontology annotation, biological process: cell adhesion; bicellular tight junction assembly. The record is from RefSeq and is a predicted model, not a curated record. The transcript has 3 exons.